CUAAUCCAUCUCUCCUCCCCCACGACCAGAAAUCCUGUGGUUAAAAUAACACAGCCUCUAUUCAGAGCACAAACUUAGAGCUGCUAGCGGGAGCAGGCUCGGGAUUUAGACAACUCUCCGCAGAUGAAGCUGUUGAAAGGUCUCUCCCGGUUUUGUUUCCCAUCCUACUUUUGAUCCAUGCAAGGAAGACAGGGGCUCUCCUGCGUGCAAGCAAGUGAUGGGUCCUGCUGGAAAGAGCUUUCUGAUGGCGCAGCUGUGAGUGAAACCAGCACAAUAUGUUCAGUGUCGAGGACCUCCUGAUUUCUCAUGGAUACAAAUUGUCUAAAAACCCCCCUGCUUCAUACCAGAACAGAUACGAUGGAUACCGGCGUGAAACCGCGGGGAACAGGUCUGCUCGGAGACCGCUGAAUGGGUUCGAAGCAGACUUGAGAGCUUACAGCAAGAAGCCUUUGGUGAAAACCAACUCGAGCAGCACUGAGAGCAGCCAUGGGAGCCAAGGGAGGCGCGCGGGUCCUGGUUACCACCAUGACCUUCAGGGUUUGUCCACUUUUCAUACUUCAGAAGGGGGGGCUUAUGACAGGCCUCAACUAGCGUGGUCUUCCCAGCCCAAGGCUGACAAGGAUCUGGCCUACUGGCGGCGGCGAGGACAAGACUUCAGCGUGCUGCUGGGCUACUCCCAGAAAGGAGGCGCGGAAAUGCAAGGGCUGGCGGCAGCCCACGGGGUGCCCCGGCACCCCAAGGACACUCAGCUGAAGGCAGGGCUAGGCGCGGAGUACGUUAGGAGGGGUGGCCUGCCAGAGAACUGCGAGGCGCCCGGCGACUGCACAUGGCAAAGUUUGAGGGUGGAAAGCUGGAACCAGCCAAAAAAGGUAGGAAGGCAAAUGUCAGACGGUGACAGGGAGAAACUGCUCCAAGAGCUGUAUUCGCUGACCCUGCGAGAUGACGUGCUGAGUGCCCACAACAAGGGGAAAUCGCAGUCCUUGCCCAGAGUCCUGUCGCCGGAGAGCAUGAGAUGUGUGGAAAUGCCCUCCCUGACCAACAGCAACAACUCCCUCAGCGUAAGUAAGGCCCCCUCCUAUCCCCCAAGCAGGCCGGUUGUGGAAUCGGCCAAACACCACGAAACGGGGGGCCAUUUCCUGCCCCUGGUGAAACCCAAGUAUGGGAGGCCUCUGAUGCCUCCAUCCUAUGAACUGCAGCGACAGAGCAGGGCACCUGCGGAAACCGGUGGCUUUCAGGACCACUACCAGAAGGACGAACCCGUUCCCUACUUAGCCAAAGCACACGAGCCAAGGCAAGAUGCUUGCGUUCAAGACUCUGGUUUGGAGCCCCCGGUCUAUGUACCUCCCCCGUCUUACAAAUCCCCCCCCCACCAAGCCGUGACUCCACAUUCCCCCAGUGAAGUGCCUACCAAUGCCACGCAUGCCAGCAGCAGCCAGCGGGACGCUGCGGAGCGGGUUGUCGCCUGCCAACGACCGCCUGCGAAUAGUGUUGAAACGGGGGCCGACCCCUGCAAAGACAACCAUCUUCCUCACGGGAAGCAGAGCCAUCCGAGACGCCCCGCUGACUACCUGCGUUCUGUUCAGUAUAUUCCCUUUGACGAUCCUCGGAUACGGCAUAUUAAAAUUGCACCACCCGAAGGUCUGCAGGACAACACAAAAUACAGUGAAAAUGCACGUAGUCCCAGUUCUGGUACUUUGCAAGAGAGAGAUCUCGAAGUGCAGUACAACAGUGCCUUUUUGGAUGCAUCACACUCACCUGGUUCUGUAAAGGGAGAAAGAAAUUCUGACAGCUCCACUCACAGCGGCAGAUGGUUGGCACCAUCCAUCCGAGAUCAGGAAAAUUGUGCCUUGCUGGACCAAAGAGACAGUUGUAGCACAACUAAUCACAGCCCCCGUAACGAAGCCAGCACACAGUACACAAAAGGCAAACUUUCUCUAAGAAAUUCACAUAUGGACAGCACCUGUGAGACCGUUACAAAAGUGAAAAAGUUUGAACCUGGAACUGGGAUGCAGAGCAAAAAGAGUUCAAAGAAAAAAAUGAAUGAAACUAUAUUUUGUUUGGUCUCCAUCCCAGUUAAAUCAGAAUCAAAUCUGCCAGAUACAGAUAGGAACAACAACAUAACCCAGAGCUCUGAUAAGAAUGGGUUUGAUAACAAUGGGGCUUUGCAAGAACAAAGUCUCUUAAGUAUGUCUUCAACGGACUUGGAGUUACAAGCGCUUACAGGAAGCAUGACCAAUAAAAAUGAGUUACAAAAACAAGAGCUGUGGAGACCAGAAGAGUUCAAACAAAUGAAUGACCUCAGAUUUAUUCAGCCUGCAAAACACAGAGAGCUCAAAUACUCUGGCUCCUGGCCAGGUGAUCAGUACAAAGACCAGCAGACACAGACCAGUUUUGCCGAAGAACCUAAGAGCCCACAGAUUUGCCAUGGUACAAAGCCUGGGCAGCCCAAUAGUACCAAACUGCUGUCUCCAAAGCAACUCGGAUGUACAGCAUCCACGACAGGGUCAAAACAGACAGGGUCGCCUUCUGACGAGAGAGGCUGCAGGCAGAGCGCUUACGGCAUGAAGGGUCAGACGUACCUCAGCCAGUCCAGCAACAGCGCGUUUUCCAGGACUGCCACCUCCGUCCUGCAGGCCUCCUCGCCAAAGGGCCACCAGAGCCAGCCCGUGCCUGCCCAGGAGAGGGAAAACGGCCUUCUUCCCAGGGGCGAUGUGGUUAAGGGAGAAGCGGGCGCUCCCUGCAAUAGUAAAGAGCUGUUUGGGCAGUUCCUUCUGAAGCCCGUAAGUCGCCGUCCCUGGGAUGCAAUAAGCGAGCUAGAGAGUUUUAACAAGGAGCUGCAAGGGCAGGAGGAGAGCACGAGCAGUGAAGAAGACUUGGAAAGUGCUUCUCCGCAGGCACAUGCCCUUCCGCAGAGAAGGGCGUCCAGAAAUGAGAACCAGGAGCCAAAACGUGGUGGGAGGUUGGAAACGGUUGUGCCAGAGGUGCCUGUGUUUAAGUCAGGAAGAGUUAAAAGCAAGUCUGAAAGUUGGAGCGUGGGGACCGAGCAUGGUGGCGAGCCGGGCUGCGUUGGCUCUCAACGCUCUUCGCAGCCAGGAGGGAGCAGUGAAGGAGUCAGGCCAGCAGAUGGAAGCCUGAUAACAGAAAUGAGGGCAGAGGAAGCCAAGAACAGAGCAAACAAACAGCCCGUUCGCGCGGGACCUAUCAAGAGAUUCUUGUCCAGCAGCCCAAGCAGUUCCUAUCAUGGUAAUCCUUUCAAUAAUCCUGUUUUACAGGAGAUGAGCGAAGACCAAAAUUACUUAGACUUUGUUAAACUCAGCAAAGGGGCAGCUCCUCAAAAUGAUCCAGUAUUAGAGAGAGGCUCAGUGGUACGCUUGUCCUUAACUAAGAGGAACCACGGGCGCUCUGAGCCAGAUUUGAGGUCUGUGGGACUUGAUGUAGCCCCAGGACCUGGUGCUAACAAUUCUGAUCACUCUUCAAAUGCAAAUGCAGUGGAAAUCCCUGUGAAUGAGUCCUUGCAGGCAAGAGCUGCAAGAAUUUUAGGCAUAGAGAUAGCAGUGGAGUCUCUCCUUCCAGAUGACCACGUUGGGCCCCAUCCAGGCGCGAGCCCUGCAAAUGGUGCCCAGGACCUCGAGUCAUCAACGGAGAGCACAGUAAGUGGCAAAGAAGGAAAAAAAGAUGAUUCUUAUGAAGGCAGGCGUAAGUGUGGCUGGACAGAGAGCGCUCUCUUUGUUGGAGAGAGGAACCGAUCGUUAUACCUUGAUGAAUGCCAGGCCACUCACCGUGAAGGCAGCACUAAAACGUUGGUAAAGGAGCAAGCGUUUGAACAACCUGCGAGUCCCAGCCAAGGUGAAGACCAAAACUCGGUGCCCAAAUCAGCCGUGUAUCAGCAUUCAGAAAAGAGAGUGAGAAGUACCUCAAAAGUGAUCGAGACGCUCCAAGGCAAGCUGACGUCUCCCCCGAGCCGGACUGCCAUGGACCGCUUGGUGCGCAUGAAAGAAGUUGACUCCGUGUCCCGGAUGAGACGUCUGAGCAUUAAAAGUGCAGACUCAGGAGAGGAGGUGGACGAGGAGAAGCUGUUGAGGGCACAAGAGGAGAGAGGAAGCAAAGUGGCAAACUCAGGAGCUGUGUCCAAGCGUGUUAUCUCCCUCAGCGAAAAUGGAUAUUUAGCUGGAAUGGACAAGAAGAAGACGGACAGAGAUUUUUCUUUAGGUAAGACCCUAUUAUUGGAGAUCCAAGUGGGUACUGUUUCCUUAUGUAACGGGCACCAUCACUUUGCCUAUGCCCACGUAAUGACGCUCAAAUAGUAACAGGCUGUAGGUGGUACUAUCCCCAUCUGGUUGUCACCCCCUGUGCUCUCCUUGUGGAAGAGGUAACGAGCGAUCCUAUUUUAGGACAAGUUACUGUAAAGCUAACUUGUGACACUGAAACUCAUUCACAGAGACUGGAGCGUUCCCUGCGGUCUGCUCUCUGUCUAAUUGUUUCAGGGAACUGCCAGCUUCAAACAGCGGAGUUCAAAGACAGUCACUCUUGUGCCAGUGCUUGGGAACACGUGGUGAUCUAGUCGUAGCCUCUCCUUGAAUACGCAUUUUUUCCCUCUCUGAUACUUAAGUAGACACAUACUAUAUCAGAGUUCAAGAGAAACUAAAAAUAAAAAUCUGAUGUUCUUCCGUGAAGCCUCUGGGAAAAGGCUGCAUUAAGGGGCCUGGAAAAUUCUCUCUCUCAUGAAUAUUUUCCAGAUCAUAUGUUGAGAAUAACUGUUACUCCCAGGUCAAAUGGAAAGUUGUCUUUUUCAGUGAACACCUUUUUUUUCUUUUUUUUGGUGUUCCUCAUCUCUCAAGAGCACAUAAACUUGUGUAGUCCAUAUGCAUCCCCAAAGCAACAUGAGCUGUUCUCUCUCCAAAACGGUUUUCAUAUGGCAUUGCGUUGAGCAACUGAAAAUCACUCAUUGCCGUAGAUCUGCAUAAAGGGAUAAAUGUCCCAGGCCACCUGUCUGCUACACGAAAUGAAUUGGAGUGAACAAAUGUAUGGUGCAAAAAUUGUUCAAUUACUAUUAAUCUCCUCCUCCCUUUUUCCAUCCCGUCUGCAACAGCUGACAUUCUGCCUUGAAAUUUGCACAGGUUGUUCAUUAAACCUCAUCGAUGUAAAUCUGUUCACAGUUUUCCAGUACAGAGGGACUGAAACUAAACUGAGCGUACUUCAAAGUCGAAGUAUUUCUUUCUUUCUGCCAAAAAAAAAUAUGUUUUUAUGAGUUCUGAGCAUUGACUCCUGCAGUCUUGCAGCCUUUUCCUGUGUCUUUCUCUUUAUCCCACAGCUCUGCAUCUCUUUCUGCUCUGAACUGUAUUCUCUAGACCCGAUUUUCCAAGUGGGUUAAUUCAGCUUCCUCGUACCCAUCAGGUCGAGUACGCCCCACACGCCUCUCCUGUGCUUUCCUCCCUUGGGGUUUCUGCCAGAGUGAAGAAAAUAACUGUUGUGGUGACAUGACUUCAGGGAUGUAUCAAAACAGAUUGUGUGUGUUUUACUGGAGCCUUGUACUCGGAGUUAUUCUGCAGUAAAUUAGGUCUAAUUUUAUCCUCCUUGCUGACAAUGCCAGGCUUGUAUGCUGCAGUGUGUUCCCAUUGCAGCAGUUCCCUCGCAGCUGCAACAGCCUUCCCUGCCUCUGGCCAGCGUGGAUGGCCCUUCCUGCUGCACCCACCCCGUGCUGCAGGAUAACACGUGGGGUGGGAAGCCAUCCCAUCCACGGAGACCCUGGUUUGCUGAGAGCCACGAGAUACUCGUCUUACCUUAGUGAGGCAGGACUGAAGAUUUCUGUGCAGAAGGGCCUGAUGUUUGUCUUGUCUGUUAACUCCUGCUCCAUCUUCCAAGCUAGCUCGCUGGUACCAGUGAAAGCCAAAAUGAGAACUAAGCCUGGAAAAGCAUUGUAUUUGUUGCUUUCAAGGAGUUUGGAGUGAGAUAGGGUGAUGUUAGUCUUAUAAUUGCAGACUGGGCCCACCUUAGAGGCUACAGGUCUUAGAAGAAGCAGGCUUUCACAUGUAUAAUGCAGCUGGGCAGCUGAACAGUCAUCUUGGUGUAAGAGCUCUCCUGAAACUCAGUGCAAGAAGCUGAUCUUACUGUGCAAAUACUGGCCUUAGAAAAACAUCUCCCAGUGUUCCCAAAUGCACUGGAUGUCUUUUCUCCUUUGCUGUUUGAAGACUGCUUCUGUGAGUCUAAUCAUCUGGCUUCGUUUCUGUAGAGAGUAUUUCAAGUUAGCUUAACCAAAUGUCGAAUAAAUGUUUGUGCAUCAGUGCAGGAAUUCCAAUAUUUGCCCCUCAGAUACAGUCUGAGGCAGCCAAGAGUCUUCCUGGCAGUCUGGGCCUUUUGUGUCUUUGGUUUAGAUGCUGAAGAUCUGGGUAAGCUAUCAGGGAAUAAACUGGGCCCUGCAGAACUUCCAUGUCUUGUGGCCUGAUUUCUUCUCCCCAAAACAGGGAGCACCUCCAAGUUGUGGUGAGCUCUCACAGUGUGAAUGUGCGUGAAAACUGGGCCGUGGAGGCCUUAGGAAAAUCAGAUUUCUGAAAUGUGAAUCCAUUUUUAUUCUUAGGUCAACCUCAUGCAGAGUAGUUGAGAAUUUGUGUAUGUUCUUGUGGGUUAGGUGGGAAAAAACAUUUGCAACUGAAAAAGUAUCGCUGCUUUGGAGACAUCUUCUCACACCAUCAAUGCUUUAAGCUUAGAAAGAUGCAGCAUUGUCCUGGAGCGCACUAGCUCUCGUACACUAUUUUUCCCUUGAGUUUUUUUCCAUUCAUGUGGUGUCUGUCCUUGAAGUCUGGAAAUACCAGAAGAGGCUGAAUAGUGAUAAGCAGUUUGGAAAACAUAGGUACCGCUGGCACAGGCUCCUGUCUUAGCUGGCCUAGCAAUUUGAGGAGAGUAGGCAAGAAAAACAAUACCCAGAAGUUCCUUCUUAGCCAGUCCCCCCUUGGUACGGGUCUGGAUGCUGCAGAUGGACACUUGCACGUAGAAGUAGAAAUCUCCCUCUGAGGAUUUUUAUGCCUGUUUGAAUGAAGACGUUCACUCACAUCAACAUAAGAGUCUCCGGGGUGAACGUUUUACUCUUGAAGUGUGAUAUUUGUGCGUGCAACUCUUUUCACGCUCAACUGUUUAAAUGCAAGUGCUAUGGGAGCACAGCCUGCGGGAGGGACUUUUAAGGUUAGCACAGACACCCGAUUACAUAAACGCAGCGGGUGGCAGCUCCAGUUUGUCCAGACCCUGUGUGCAUCGAGACUCCUCCGCAGGUAGCCCUGCUUCCUCCGCUCCAUGGCUGCACCUAGGGUAAGUCAGACGUCUGCAGGGCAGGCACAUCUCACAAGGAGAAGCCCCUUGGUUGCUAUCCUUUCCAAAAUCACAAGGAUGCAGGAGAGGGCUCAUGUCUGCUCAGUGCAUGGCCAUCGUCUGGAUAAACCCGAUAAAAAAGUCUGAUAGAAGAGCGUCGCUGGGGAUUCAGAGAAGAAAUGCAAAGUGAGGUCUGUCCUGUGACCUGACAAGAGGUAGGCUAUAAGCGAAGAGCAGUGUUAGUAAGCCAGUUCUCACUUCAGUGAGUAACGUUCAAACCGUGAGCUGCGGUUGUGCAGACUGAAGCGGGUCGGUCUGACCGCAGGGAUGUAACAGCAGUGCUUUCUGGUAUGCCACUGAAUGAAUCUUGGGCUGGGGACCUACAAUCAAAUGAAAAGACCCCGAUGACUGAGCUGUAUCACUUCAACCAGCCUUAAACACCCUGCUAGGGAGCGUGCAGCAUUUCCCUGUCCUUAGUGUUCAAUACAAGGGGAGCAAAUCUUAUGUCUUUCCCUCUCAAAGCAUCUGAAAAAAAGAUGUAAUAAUUUAGCGGUCAGUGAGCUUGCUCCUACCUACCCAAGGCUUCCCAAGUUUUAUCUUGAUGCAUUUGAUCUGAGUUGCUCCCAGGUUACACCGGUGUAAGUACAGAAUCUGGGUCAGGAAUGUAGAAUGGAUCUUUAGGGCUAUCAGCCCAGUUUUAGCUUCAUUUUUAUAUAAAAAUCAGGAAAAAGAUGAUGUAUUUCCAUGGCUUGCUGCAUCUAUCAGUGUUAAAUAAGUUUCACAGUACCU
Molecule: messenger RNA, 8088 nt
Organism: Cygnus olor (mute swan)
Lineage: Eukaryota; Metazoa; Chordata; Aves; Anseriformes; Anatidae
Gene: JCAD
Product: junctional cadherin 5 associated
Exons: 3
Coding region: 276-4304 (1342 amino acids)
Biological process (GO): positive regulation of blood vessel endothelial cell proliferation involved in sprouting angiogenesis
Cellular component (GO): adherens junction; ruffle membrane
Source: RefSeq, a predicted model, not a curated record